Fusarium pseudograminearum CS3096 is the source of this 1389-nucleotide messenger RNA. RefSeq lists its product as uncharacterized. Lineage: Eukaryota; Fungi; Ascomycota; Sordariomycetes; Hypocreales; Nectriaceae. The transcript is spliced from 4 exons. The coding region runs from base 1 to 1389 and encodes 462 amino acids. The record is from RefSeq and is a predicted model, not a curated record.
AUGCAGCUCAUCAAUGUGAUGACAUUUGGUCUCGAGGAAUUUCACAAAAACAUUCCCGAAUACGCCAUUUUAUCCCAUACGUGGGGUCACGCUAAAGAUGAGGUGUCGUUUCAAGAGAUCAACAACCCUUCACCUGAAGUCAGGCUCAAAACGGGUUUCAGAAAGAUUGAGCUUUGCGUUAAGCAAGCCCAACUUGAUGGGCUUAUGUACUGCUGGGUAGACACCUGCUGCAUCGAUAAGUCAAGCAGCGCAGAGCUUUCAGAGGCAAUCAAUUCAAUGUUUACCUGGUAUCGCAAUUCGGCUGUUUGCUAUAUCUACUUGGAUGACGUGGAAGGCAUGGCACCCGAAUCUUUGUCAGCGUUUCGACGUUCCCGCUGGUUUACUCGUGGCUGGACGCUCCAGGAACUUGUUGCUCCCCAAACCCGCCGGUUCUUCGAUAUGCACUGGUCAUGCAUCGGGGAGAUGUCGAGGACCUUGAACAACAAAUACAGAGUCAAUGGUUUCUUUCGCGUUGGCACAGAAGCAGACGAAAUGUCGAAUCCCUCAUCAACAACGACCAAGUUUUCAAGCUGGGUUGCUGAAAUAACUGGAAUUCCUGAUCGCGUUUUCUACGCUGGAGACCUCAAGUCCAUUUCAGCCGCCACAAAGAUGUCGUGGGCUGCAAAGCGCGAAACUACUCGCAUUGAGGACCAAGCGUAUUGUCUACUGGGCCUUUUCGAUGUUAAUAUGCCACUUCUCUAUGGUGAGGGGAGAGAUGCUUUCAUUCGACUACAAGAAGAAAUUCUCAAAAAGGCACCAGAUCAUACACUUUUCACAUGGGGUUCAAUGGCAUCAUCAACACCUACUCUUAGCGGGCUUCUCUCGUAUUCUCCCAAAAACUUCAUCGAAACAAUGGAUGACCCUGACGAGUUCUACGCCAUAUUAGACGUGGAAAGCGAAACAAGUGUGGGCCAGGAUUACCGGUACUCUAUCAGGCUUCGAAGGCUGGACGUAUGGGGCCAGUAUGCUCGAGUGCAUACCGACGCCGGUCUACGUUGUGAGCGCGAGUCUGACAUGUCAACCUCUAUCAUACCGAGCCAUAUCUAUGUCCAGAACUGUAUCAACCAUGUAUCGCCCAUGAAUCUGACAAGAAACCCAUCCAAAUUUAUCCUCGGCUGCAAAAUGACAACAAGCUGGGACCCCGACACUUUUAGUAUUUCUCCUCCAGUCAGCGAGAAUUACUAUGCUCGAGUGGCUUUGCAACAAACCAUGACACCUGAUCCUUCACUGACAAUGACAAUUGGAUGGCGGAUACAGAAAGACGCUUCCGAUAAUGUUGUGUCCCACCUCGCCGCACUUAAUGACCCAAACGACCUGGACAACUCACAUGUGGCAUGGUGGGAGGAAUGA